Molecule: messenger RNA, 1365 nt
Organism: Aspergillus aculeatinus CBS 121060
Lineage: Eukaryota; Fungi; Ascomycota; Eurotiomycetes; Eurotiales; Aspergillaceae
Gene: tpcI
Product: questin oxygenase tpcI
Exons: 1
Coding region: 1-1365 (454 amino acids)
Molecular function (GO): oxidoreductase activity
Source: RefSeq, a predicted model, not a curated record
AUGGGCUCCACCGCAACCGAAACCGUCACGUUGAACUCGCGGAUCGGCCUGUCGGACGAGCACGUCGGCCUCCUGGGCGACGCGGCCGUGGACCGCGCCUCGAUCCAGGAAGCCAACCGGCUCCUCCAGAAGAACCACGAGGAAUGGCACAUGUUCUUCCGCGACCGGGCGGGCCACAACCACAUCGCGCACUCGAUCCUGACCUGCCUGGCGCUGGGGGCCGGGCCCGCGGACAUCCAGCGCGCCUACGACGACGGGGUGGGCAUCCAGCGGCCGAUCCCGGCGGUCGACAGCGCGACGGUCGAGCGGCUCACGGACGAGGCCUUCUUCCUCGAAACGCUGGGCGCGAUCACGCAGUACACCUCGUUCCUGGUCUUCUUCCAGCGGCAGAUGGACGCGCACGGGUGGCAGGCCGUCGUGAAACGGUACGUGUUCUCGCGCAGCGCGGUCGCCGAGAAGAUGCUGGCGCGGCUGUACGAGGGCGCCUACCACCCGGUGAUCCACCUGGGGCUGGGGAUCGAGUUCCAGCAGCCCAGUCUGAUCGCGGAGGCGCUGGCGCAGGCUGCCGCUCACGACGACAGCCACAUCAGCCGGCUGUUCGAGGCGUGCGAGGCGCAGGCGGCCAUCGCGUACCCGCCGGCGCACCCCAAGCCGCUGGUGCAGCUGCUGCGCGAGGCCCGCGCCACCGAGGCGAUCCGGGCCGCCCCGCGCUGGGAGGACUUCGGCAACAAGAUGCGCGACGGCGUCGUCGGCCGCGCCCUCCUCGAGACGGCGGCCCUCGGCUCGCAGUUCACCGUCAAGCCCGACGAGCGCGAGCUGCAGCGCCGCACCGCUGAGAUGAUCAGCGUCUGCGCCUACAUGGCCGGCGCCAGCCAGCGGCCCGGCCGCAAGCGCAAGAUCGACUUCUUCUACAUGCACACCCUCACCAGCUCCCUCUUCUUCAGCGUGCUCAUCCGACAGGACUGGAUCAGCCUCGCGGACCGCGUCCGCCUCGUGGAGUGGAAGGGCCGGCUGGAUUUGGCCUGGUACGUGGUCAGCGGGUCCGCCGAGCUGCACGACGACGCGAUCACGGACUACCACGACGACUUCAGCGCGGACAUGGGCUGGAAGGAGCUGUACGCAGCCGUCAACAAAGAGCACGACGACGGGCAUGUGGCGAAGAUGAUCCGCGCGCUGAAGAACGGCCAGGAGGCUGCGCGCCCGUUCGAGGCCGAGUACCCCGAUGCGUUCCCGGUUAAGGGCGAUAUGUGGUUGAAGAUUGCGCGCAUGGCGCUGGACACGACCAAGGACUGGCCCACCGACCAGAAGUUUGUGAAUUUUACGGGCUUUGACAUGGGGUGGAAGAUCCGGCCGGAUCUUGCUUAG